CAAAAUCAAAAGUCAGAACGAGACAGCAAAAUGAGGAAACGUUUUCAUCACAGCCUGAGUCUACUUUUCCUUUUCCUGUCAGAGACCUUCAGCUCUUUUGGUCGAUCUUCAGUUCAGGAAGUGAUCGGUGCUGUAGGCGAGUCUUUUACAUUCCAUACCAGUGUCCCUGUUUCUGGCAAUGUAAUUUAUAAAACUAACACAAUUGGACAGGUAUUUAAUAAAUACAGCGACACAAACCUGAGUGAGAAGUUUGUGAAUCGUCUUCAGUGGGACAGUCAGAGUGGGUUCUUCACUCUCACAGACCUGAGAACAGAUGAUUCAGGACUUUACACAGUGGAGAGCACUAAAGAGCCGCAGGGAAAACAGGAUUAUCAGUUGGAGGUGUACGAGAGAGUUUCAGCUCCUCAGGUGGUGAAAACAUCCUCCAGUUCUUCAGAGUUCUGUUCGUUGCUGUGUUCUGUGAGGAACAUUAGAGGACUGAAGCUCUUCUGGUCUAAAGACAAUGAUGUUUUAUUAAACUACACCAGCAGCAGCAACUCAUCCAACAUCACACUGAGUCUUCAUCUAGAAAUAAAGAUGGCGGACAUUCACACGUUCAGCUGUGUGGCUUCCAACCCAGUCAGUAACGAGGCAACCACAAUCAACAUCACACACUACUGCUCUCUGAACUCAGAUGUAGUUUCUCAUCAGCAGAGGACUGUGAUUGUUCCAGUUGUGGUGUCUGUGCUUUUAGUCAUGCUAGUAAUCGUGAUGUAUGUGUAUCUGUGGAGAAAGAAAUUAAUUGGACCCUGUCGGCGUACAGAAGGCAGAAGAAAUCAUGACUCUGUGUGUGACAACAGAAGUUUAUUACCAGGUUUAUGUACAGUGAUUGCAGCAGCAGCAACAGCGGAACAGAAUCAACUGGAACUGAAGACUGAUCAUCAGAUUAUUAUCAGACCAAAGAAAAGAUAGUGCUAGAUAUUUUAUUGUUACUUUUGUUUUACACAAACACAGUCAUCAACGUGGGGUGGCAUGGUUAGCACCAUUGCCUCACAGCAAGAAGGUCCUGGGUUCGAGCCCAGUGGCCAAUGGGGGCCUUUCUGUGUGUGGAGUUUGCAUGUUCUCCCCGUAUCUGCGUGGGUUUCCUCCGGGUGCUCCGGUUUCCCCCACAGUCCAAAGACAUGCAGGUUAGUGUUAAUUGGUGGCUUUAAAUUGACCGUAGGUGUGAAUGUGAGUGUGAAUGGUUAUUUGUCUCUGUGUCAGCCCUGUGAUAACCUGGUGAUUUGUCCAGGGUGUACCCCGGCUCUCACCCGUAGUCAGCUGGGAUAGGCUCCAGCUUGCCUGCGACCCUGUAGAACAGGAUAAGCAGCUACAGAUAACGGAUGGGGCAACACAAGGAGUGUGAAUGUGAGUGUGAAUGGUUGGUUGUCUCUGUGUCAGCCCUUUGAUAACCUAGCGACUUGUCCAGGGUGUACCCCGCCUCUCGCCCAUUGUCAGCUGGGAUAGGCUCCAGCUUGCCUGCGACCCUGUAGAACAGGAUAAGUGGCAACAGAUGGAUGAAUGAACAGUCAUCAAUUCAAUAGUGUCUAGCAAAACAUUUAAUCAUAUUUAUAUUAUUUUCAACUAUAGAUGACACAGUUCUUUCACAUUUGCAUAUUCAUUUACAUAAUCACCAACCUAACUAAUCACCUAGCACUAUUUGAAGAACUCGUAUGAGUCUUUUUAACUUUACAUUCACAUGAAAAAGUGUGGAGAAAGUGACAGGUGAUCGUUCAUUUUCUCUGCAUGUGUAUAAAAUGGACCUGAGAUUUCAGUGAGAACUAAACUGAAGUGUUGUUAAGUCUAUGCAAAUUAGGCAUGCUCCAAAAUUCAUUUUUUUGGUCUAUUCACUGAUGGCUGGUAAAGUGAAACUAUUUUUCAACCAGCCUUUGAACAAAGUGUACUCAGUGAACUUGUGUGUUGUAGUGAUGAAAGUUUGUGGUGAAAUUGGCCUCUUUCAGCCGAUGGAGACUCACCUCGUUUAUUUUAUUCACCAUCGUAGAUUUUUACUCGCAUAUGAUGAGAGCCAGGUGAUAAUUUUAGACCCUGAAUUUAAAAGAUAUCUCGCCUUAAAGCCACAAAUGAUUCCUCAGACCAUUCAGUUCUCUACUCUCUCAUUCAGUUCCAUUUACUGUUUGACAUAAAUUUUUGAAAAAUGUACACA
This is a messenger RNA of Neoarius graeffei (lesser salmon catfish), 2182 nucleotides long. RefSeq names its product SLAM family member 5-like. The record is from RefSeq and is a predicted model, not a curated record. NCBI's taxonomy places the organism in Eukaryota, Metazoa, Chordata, Actinopteri, Siluriformes, Ariidae. The coding region runs from base 31 to 951 and encodes 306 amino acids. The transcript has 5 exons.